GCCGGGACUUGUGCUGGUCGUCGCCAAUCUCGCAAUCAGCCAUUCAGUCAGGUGUAGACAGUGGUUCGAAGUGGAAGUCCUUUGGAAAAGUAGCGACUCCGCGGUUGGGUGUUCCGCAGUACUUUGUGGGGCUGCCUCAAUGUGGAAAAGUGCUUUGUGAAGGAGGAAAAAAUCCUAGAAAGGCCUUGAUAUCUAAUUUAGCAAGAUGGGUACAGAUUAGGUUGAGCAGAAUCUGUGAAAAAAUCUGAGGAAUAAAUCAACCAAACGUGAUAUGUGCUGAAAUGAGAAAAAAGAAAAUCAACGUAUUAAAAAUAGCGAGAAAUAUACGAAACAAGUGUUUAAAAUCCGAAUGGAAGAGUGCGAAAUUUUCCUCCAAAUAAUUUGAACCACUCGUGCAGAUGCUGAGCAGAGCCUAAAAAAAGGAAGAGAAUUGAAACGCCGUUGGGCGAAGACGUCGUAGGUGUAGGAUUUCCGACACCUUUCGCAAGGUGGAAACCUACUGAACGAAGGAGGAUACAACUCGCAGUAGAGUAAAAAAAAUCCAGUCAGCAGCAGCCAGAGAGGAAAAUCAGGAAAAAUUACCUCCAGAAUCAAGCGUAACAUUUUCAGAAUGGCCCCGGGCCAUUACUUCUGGGCAAUAUUCUACUUUGCCUGUCUGUGUAGUGCGUCACUAGCAAACAACGCCAAGGUAAACUUCCGAGAGAAAGAAAAGAAAAUCCUCGAUCAGAUCCUAGGCGCUGGUAAAUAUGACGCCCGAAUCCGUCCCUCGGGCAUCAACGGCACAGAUGAUAAAGCUACACAAGUGUUCGUCAACAUGUUCCUUAGAUCGAUCUCGAAAAUCGACGAUUACAAAAUGGAGUACAGCGUUCAGCUGACAUUCCGAGAGCAGUGGCUGGACGAGCGGCUCAAGUUCAACGACAUUGGAGGCCGCCUCAAGUACCUGACGCUGACCGAGGCCAACCGUGUCUGGAUGCCGGAUUUGUUCUUCUCGAACGAGAAGGAAGGCCAUUUCCACAACAUUAUCAUGCCGAACGUGUACAUUCGGAUCUUCCCGUACGGGUCGGUUCUGUACAGCAUACGAAUCUCGUUGACGCUUGCCUGCCCGAUGAAUCUGAAGCUGUAUCCCCUGGACAGGCAGGUGUGCUCGCUCCGAAUGGCUAGCUACGGCUGGACGACCGCUGAUUUGGUAUUCCUGUGGAAGGAAGAUGACCCGGUACAGGUGGUGAAGAAUUUACACCUACCACGCUUCACCCUGGAGAAGUUCUUAACCGAUUACUGUAACAGUAAAACCAACACUGGUGAAUACAGUUGCCUCAAGGUGGACCUUCUCUUCAAGCGAGAGUUCUCGUACUACUUGAUCCAGAUCUACAUCCCUUGCUGCAUGUUGGUUAUCGUAUCAUGGGUGUCCUUCUGGCUCGAUCAGGGCGCUGUACCGGCUCGGGUAUCGCUCGGUGUCACCACGCUGCUAACCAUGGCCACCCAGACCUCCGGUAUCAACGCAUCGCUACCGCCGGUGUCCUACACAAAGGCCAUCGACGUGUGGACUGGCGUCUGCUUGACGUUCGUCUUCGGAGCACUGCUAGAGUUCGCUCUGGUCAACUACGCCUCCCGUUCAGCGGACAGGGCUGCGGACAUUCAACGGGAGAACAUGAAGAAGAAACGGCGCGAGAUGGAACAGGUCAGCCUGGACGCGGCGUCCGACCUGCUGGACACCGACAGCAACGCCACCUUUGCGAUGAAACCCUUGGUCCGCCACCCGGGUGAUCCCUUGGCCAUGGAAAAGCUACGGCAGUGCGAGGUGCACAUGCAAGCCCCGAAGAGGCCCAACUGCUGCCGGACCUGGUGGUCCAGGUUCCCAACCAGCCCACUUAAGAAGGUUCCGUGCUUCGGAAGGGGACAAUGCUCCCGCUCGAAGCGCAUCGACGUCAUCUCCCGGAUAACGUUCCCGCUCGUGUUCGCCCUAUUCAACCUGGUCUACUGGAGCACCUAUCUCUUCCGCGAAGAGGAUGAAGAUUAGAUCAUCCGUGAUCGUCGCCGCCCAAAGGUCCCUAAAAGGGUCACCUUGGCAAAACUGUGCCGGAUUUCCACUCACACCAGCAUAACUUCUAUAUGGUUAUUGAGAAUUACAUUACUCUAAUUAAUAGGUCAGAAGGAUAUAGUGAUAGUGUUGGUCGUAGAGCGAAGAUCCCCGCUGGAGGGCAUUUAUUACUUAGGGAAGAAAAGUAGAGUGAUCAACUGAAGGAGUGAAUGUAAGCUUAGAUUAUGAAGAUAAGGAACAGAACAGUUUUUAAAUCCAUACCGAACAAAUCUAGCAUAACAAACAAAACAGUUAUAGAACCCACACGUGAAAAUACUGCUCAAACUGAUUCAAAAUCUACAACUACACUCCAAUCAAGGCAAAUGCACCCUAAGAAUUUUAACAACAAAAUCAACAGCUACAUUACCGCAUGAUCAGAUUUGUCGAUCUCACAUUUCUUUUACCAUCAGAUGUCAGAAGAAUUUUAUCUCACCAAACACAUGCAUCCAAACUUUCACGUUGAUAAUCGUAAUAUAAAAACAAAAAAUGAAAUGAAAUGCAAACAGAGCCUAACAAUAGUUAUACAAACACGCAAACAUAAACACUCAUAAUCUUAAAAAGGAUGUAUGUCUAUCUCCAUGCAAGUGUAUGUCAAGUAACGUAGACAAAACGGACGUAGGGAUCCUUUCCACAAGUUUCCUCCAUUGUAGAGGGAUCCUCUUUCGAUGUUGUUAAGACUUGAACUGUUUCUCUGGACAAUCCUACUACACUGAAGCGAGGCACUCUGUGCUCAACAAACUACAUAUUUCUUCGAUCGGAUGCGGAGAUGUUGCGAACAGACACUGCACUGAGCCAUCGAAACAGCUCCACAUCCGGUCCCUAGUCUUAAACGCCAAAGUUGUCAGUUGUUUUAAGUUGCUACAACCUAAGAAACACACUGUCUGAUUAACGUUAAUGAAGUCACACAGUAAAAAGAGAUGUUUUUAAUCGGUAUCAGGAAUCAUUUUCCGGUGCAUUGUUGAAUGUAGUCAAUCUGUAUCCAGUAAUUAGCUAAACAAAUGUGACGGGCAUGUUUUAAACUGAAAACUCACUAUCGCUAAACUGCAACACAAAAUCUGCUGUCGAGCUGAAAUUUCACUAUUGUGCUCUCUCUAGAGAAGGAUUUGUGAGAUUUAAGUUUUUAAGAAGAAAAAACAGAAUAGAAAAUGUCCAAGUCAUCCAAUACCCUCUUUGAUAUAAGUAAUUUAGAUAUAAAAAGUAUCAAAUUUGAAGGAAAAAAAACAUACAGGGUUAUCAAAUGAGUUGAUUACUAAACAAGAUAAACUUAACACUCACACAUACGCUGUUGAAACACGAAUAAAGGAAAUUAAAGAACACAAAAAAAGAUCCAAAACAGUCAAAUCAGCAAACCAAAAUAUUAGAAAAUAACAUUGAUAAGUAGUGUUUAUAAAUACAGCUAACUUAUGUCUACUUCUGACCACACAUCGGUGAACAUGUCAAAAUCGGAACGAAAAAUUGGCCCCACAAAAGUCAAAAGUAGAGGAACUGAGCUCCCAGAAAUAUAUUCUGUUUCGCGGCGUUAUGGUCAACUCCAGAACAAAAUUAAAAUUAUUAAAACAUUUAGCAAAGAAUCGAGAAGGUACGAAACACUUUUUAUAAACCUUGAACGCCGAUAAGUGUGAGACACAAUUACUAUAGGGGAUGUCUAAGGGGUAAAAACGAUAAAAAGACGAAAAAAAAUCUGGUUUUGUUUUGCUUUGGUAUCAAAAAAAAGUCUUUUACUGCAUAGUGUUUAGUGAAGUUUUGCGGAUAAUUGUAGCAGUUGAGUUAUUAAUUUUACGAGAGAAGCAUGAAAUGUUCUAGCGAGUCAAUCGUGUUCGUGUACAUAAGUAUAGAAACUCUGUUGAAUUGAGAUGAAUAAUACAACCUUUAUACGGAUCGGAAAACAUACCACUAGAUUGUGAAA
Messenger RNA from Armigeres subalbatus, 3983 nucleotides. RefSeq names its product glutamate-gated chloride channel (gene GluClalpha). Bases 611 to 2017 code for a protein of 468 amino acids. The transcript has 13 exons. Gene Ontology annotation, biological process: chemical synaptic transmission; regulation of membrane potential; signal transduction. Gene Ontology annotation, molecular function: chloride channel activity; transmembrane signaling receptor activity; transmitter-gated monoatomic ion channel activity involved in regulation of postsynaptic membrane potential. The record is from RefSeq and is a predicted model, not a curated record. NCBI's taxonomy places the organism in Eukaryota, Metazoa, Arthropoda, Insecta, Diptera, Culicidae. Gene Ontology annotation, cellular component: plasma membrane; synapse; neuron projection.